AUGAUUUAUUUCUUCUUUAUUUCCUGGUGUUUGCUUAUUCGUCUAGUUAGAAGUGAACAAACAGAUGUGUCUUCUUGGUAUAAAACUCAAAUAGUCGAUACAGUUAUUCCACCAUAUCAUGCAGCUUAUACAACAUUAAAUGAAAAAAUCGUCCAACGAUUAUUAACAGCCAAUAUCGACAGUGAUGAAACAACAAUAAGAACAUUAGUUGAUUCUCUGGUAUGUGCAAGUCGAAAUGUACAAAACAAAUUAACUGAAGCAACUAAAGCUAGUGAAGAAAUUCGUAAUUCACUCGAUGAAAAAAUAGCUCAUCUUGUUCUUUCAAUUGUUAAUCAAGAAAAUAAAGUUCGAGAAAGUCAAGAAUCUGUUAAUCAAGCAAAUAUCAAUAUUGAGCAUGUUCAACAACAAGUGACAACAGCUGAAAAUGCUGUUCAAGAUAGGCAAAAUGCAUUGAAUACAGCCGAACAUGAUAUGCGUGCAGCUCAAAAAGCAGUUGAACGUGCUCGUGUAUGUGGUCGACGACGUCGAAAACGAGGUUUUGGUAAAUGGUGGCGGAAGAAAGUUGAAAAACCUUUUGUUCAAGCUGUUCGUCAAACAGUUAUUAAACCUGUAUGUAGUGUAAUUAAUUCAGGAGGUAUUGAUAAUGCCAAACAUCGACGAGCAUUAGCUGAACAUACGUUUCGUGAAGCUCAACAACGUCUAACUCAAUAUCAACAAAAUUUAGCUCAUCAACGAGCACAACAUGCAAUUGCUCAAACACAAUUAAAUGAAGCAAAUUCUCAAUUAAAUAUCCUUAAAAAUCAACUUAAUGAACAAAAAGCAAAACAACUAAUUAUAAUAUUACUUAUUAAACAAUUUAAAAGUGUUGAAAUACAUUUGAAAGAUGUAUUAGGUUCAUCGGUUGUUCUUGAAGAUGCUAUAAGUCAAUUGAUUAAUUUUCAACUUGUUAUUGCACCACUUCAUGCUAUUUAUAAUGAAAUGAUUACAAACAAUGUGAUGAACUCUUUCAAUUUUGAAAUUUCAGCUGAAAUGAUAGCAAAAAUUUUAACCAAUUUAACAUUUUUAAAGGAGAAAAUGCCUAAAAUGCCACUAAAUGAAAUUAUAGUGGAAGAUACAAACAUUGCUUGUCCUUAA
This is a messenger RNA of Rotaria sp. Silwood1, 1134 nucleotides long. Lineage: Eukaryota; Metazoa; Rotifera; Eurotatoria; Philodinida; Philodinidae. The record is from the annotation of a GenBank genome assembly.